AUGACACACGCUUCGUGGGCUGACAAAGAUCAAAAUAAUUGGCUUGAUUCACACAAAGCCCAGUUCAUCGAGGUCAAUCAGUGGAAAGCCGCCACCAAAGAAUUCUUUCCAGAUAUGGUCAAGGACUUCUGUGAAAAAUGGCCUGUGUCCCCAGCCACACCAGAGGAAGUCGAGAAGGCCAGUUCUGAAGAAUCUGCAACGAAGAAGAAGCACAAGAAGUAUGACAAGCGUGUCCGCAAUUGGUUCCACAACAAUACAAGGAACAUGGCUUCAAACAGGGGCACUCAUGGCAUAUUAAAGGUCAAGGCUAAGCCCAAGAUGCUCCAAGCAUGGCAGGCAUAUCAUGCCCUCACCUAUCACUUCAGUCACCCAUUUUUGGGUACCUAUGAGGUUAUCCAAUUCUUUGAAUUAGGGAACCUUAGUGGUACCCCAUUCCAGAGUGGCUGUAAUACUGAUCCACUGGGCUCCAUUUUUUGUGGACUGGUUCUUCAGAUUUCUUCUGACAUUUUAAGCUACAAGUGGAGGCUAUAG
Laccaria bicolor S238N-H82 is the source of this 531-nucleotide messenger RNA. RefSeq lists its product as uncharacterized. Lineage: Eukaryota; Fungi; Basidiomycota; Agaricomycetes; Agaricales; Hydnangiaceae. The transcript is spliced from 3 exons. The record is from RefSeq and is a predicted model, not a curated record. Bases 1 to 531 code for a protein of 176 amino acids.